This is a messenger RNA of Didymodactylos carnosus, 1491 nucleotides long. Lineage: Eukaryota; Metazoa; Rotifera; Eurotatoria; Philodinida; Philodinidae. The record is from the annotation of a GenBank genome assembly.
AUGAAGUGUAUCUCAGGAUAUAUAAUAUUAUUAAUAUCUUACGUCUAUUUUGCAAAUGCAUUACCAUUUUUCUUUCAUGGACGUCCUCGUGGUGGUAUGCUUGGUUCGCCAAAAGUAAGCAAACUUUCAAGUUUAAAAAUAGAUCCAAAAGAUGAACAAUGGUAUACUCAGAAAUUGGAUCAUUUUAAUCCAGCUGAUAGUAGAACAUGGCAACAGAGAUAUUUUGUUAAUGAUAAAUAUUUUAAAACAAAUGGUCCUAUUUUUUUGAUGAUUGGUGGUGAGGGAUCAGCUGAUCCCAUAUGGAUGGUUGAAGGACAAUGGAUCAAGUAUGCUGAAGAACACCAGGCAUUAUGUGUCAUGUUAGAACAUCGAUUCUACGGUAAAAGUCAUCCAACUGAAGAUCUUAGUGUUUCGAAUUUACAAUAUUUGUCGAGUGAACAAGCUCUUGCUGAUUUGGCAACAUUUCAUCAAUAUAUUGUUGAAAAACAUAUGUUGUCAAAUAAAAAUCGAUGGAUAUCAAUCGGUGGAUCAUAUCCAGGAUCAUUAUCGGCAUGGUUUCGUCUAAAAUAUCCUCAUCUUGUUUAUGGUGCUCUUGCAGCAAGUGCUCCAAUGUGGGGUUUAGUUGAUUUUCAAGACUAUUUGGUUGUUGUUCGCGAUUCACUUUCAUCAUACAGUGAAAAAUGUAACGGUGCCAUUAACGAGGCAAUAAAUGUUAUUCAGGACAUGGUGAAAUCACAGACUGGACGAGAUACUUUAAAGAAAGUUUUUCGACUAUGUGAUGCAAUUGAAACUCAAGAUGAUGUUGAUAAUUUUUUUGAAGCAGUGGCAGGAAAUUUCGAAGGUGUUGUUCAAUAUAAUAACGAUAAUCGAGCGUUUGAGGGAGCAUUAGGUACAAAUAUAACCAUCAAAGUUGUUUGUGAUACAAUGCUAGAUUCAACACUACCAGAUCCAUUUUCACGAAUUGUUAAAGUAAAUGAUAUUCUGAUGGCAGUUUAUAAUCAAUCAUGUUUGGAUGCCGGAUAUCAGAGUAUGAUUUCACAAUUGUCAAAAACAUCUUGGAAUGAUUCAGCGUCCGAAGGAGGACGACAAUGGACAUAUCAAACAUGUGUUGAGUUCGGAUUUUUUCAGUCGUCUAAUAGUACCAUGCAACCAUUUGGCAAUAAUUUUCCAGCUUCAUUUUUUGUUAAACAAUGUGCAGAUAUAUUUGGAGCAACGUUCAGCGCAGAUCUACUCACGAAUGGUAUUGCAUUUACAAAUUCUUAUUAUGGUGGUGAAAUGUUUCAGGGAUCAAGAGUUUUGUUUAUCAAUGGUGCUAUUGAUCCAUGGCACGCACUAAGUUUUACAUCAUCGCCGCCGAAUAAUAACAGUUUUAUUUUUAUGUCAACCACUGCGCAUUGUGCGGAUAUGUAUCCUGAUUCAGAUUCGGAUCCCCAAGAGUUAACUGAUGCCCGAAAAAAAAUAAGUUCUACAAUCGGUGAAUGGCUACAGUGA